Diospyros lotus (date-plum) is the source of this 2552-nucleotide messenger RNA. Its product is annotated as pentatricopeptide repeat-containing protein At1g60770. Gene Ontology annotation, cellular component: mitochondrion. Lineage: Eukaryota; Viridiplantae; Streptophyta; Magnoliopsida; Ericales; Ebenaceae. The transcript has 2 exons. Gene Ontology annotation, molecular function: protein binding. The record is from RefSeq and is a predicted model, not a curated record. Bases 165 to 1640 code for a protein of 491 amino acids.
UAUUGAAACUUGGAGGAAACCGGCAGGAGGUCCACCCCACUUCUCCUGCUCCAAGCUACUACAUGAUCCUCCCCCUAAAACCCUGCAAAUCCUUCUUCCUUGUUCCACGCGCGCAUUCAUCCGGCUAGGGUUUCAGAUCGGAACGAGAACGAGGAGGAAGAGAAAUGGCGGCGUUUAUGAAGCAGUUUCGCGAAUCGAAGAGCGUGGUCAAGCGCUCGAAGAAGUACUUGGAGGGGGCGCUGUACAGGCAUCUCUUUCAAGAUGGCGGCUCGGAGCUCAGCGUCAGGCAGCAGCUGAAUCAGUUCCUCAAGAGCAAGAAGAGAGUUUACAAAUGGGAGGUCGGGCGCAGCCUCAGGCUGCUUCGCCACCGCAAUCGCUUCUACCCCGCCCUCAGGCUUUCAGAAGAAAUGGAAAAAAGAGGGAUGAACAAAACAGUCAGUGAUCAAGCUAUACAUCUAGAUCUUGUUGCUAAAACUCAAGGUGUAGCUGCCGCAGAAACUUACUUCAUCAAUCUUCCCGAAACAUCAAAGAAUCAUCUUACUUAUGGUGCUCUUUUGAACUGUUACUGCAAGGAAUUACUGACUGAAAAAGCAGAGGCUUUACUGGAAAAGAUGAAAGAACUGAAGUUAGGGUUAACCUCCAUGCCUUAUAACAGCCUGAUGACCCUCUACACAAAAACUGGCCACCCAGAAAAGAUACCAUCCAUCAUCCAAGAAAUGAAAGCCUGUGAUAUAAUGCCAGAUUCAUACACGUAUAAUGUCUGGAUGAGGGCUCUUGCCGCUGUCAAUGAUAUUUCCGGUGUUGAGAGGGUCAUUGAUGAGAUGAAGAGGGAUGGCCGAGUCUCUGGAGAUUGGACAACUUAUAGCAAUCUAGCUUCAAUUUAUGUUGACAUGGGCAUGAUUGAGAAGGCAGAGAAGGCUCUCAAAGAAUUGGAGAUGAGAAAUGCCCAUCGGUAUCUAUCUGCUUUCCAGUUCCUGAUCACAUUGUAUGGGCGAACUGGGAAACUGCUUGAAGUUUACCGUGUAUGGCGUUCUUUAAGAUUGGCUUUUCCUAAAACUGCAAACAUAAGCUAUCUGAACAUGAUUCAGGUUUUGGUUAAGUUAAAUGAUUUACCAGGUGCUGAGAAGUGUUUUAGGGAAUGGGAAUCAGGGUGCUCAACUUAUGAUAUUAGGGUUGCUAACGCACUUAUAGGAGCUUAUGCUAAAGAAGGUUCACUGGAGAAGGCUAAAGAGCUCAAGGAGAGGGCUCGUAGGAGGGGGGCCAAACCUAAUGCUAAAACCUGGGAGAUCUUUCUGGAUUAUUAUUUGAGAAACAAGGAGAUCAAAUCAGCAGUUGAUUGUGUUGAGAAAGCAAUUUCUGUUGGUAGAGGGGAUGGUGGGAAGUGGAUUCCAUCCCCUGAGAUUAUUAGGAAGUUGAUGGAACAUUUCGAACAAAACAAAGAUGUGGAGGGUGCAGAAGGUUUUCUGGAAAUUGUGGAAAAAGCCAAGGACGGCCUUGGGGUGGAGGUCCUUGAAUCAUUGAUAAGGACCUAUGCAGCAGCUGGUAGGACAAGCCCUGUAAUCCGUAGACGUCUAAAGAUGGAGAAUGUGGAAUUGAGUGAGGACUGUAAGAAGUUACUUGAUGUGGUUUGUACGGAGUGAUUGUUGUUCAUUUCUCAUUAUUCUCAGAUAAUCUUGAAAUCUGAAGAGAUAAAUCAAAUGGUUUUGACGUAUCAUUCUGUUACUUCCAAAUAAUUGAACUAUUUGCCUUAUCUUUGUGAAUUUAUGAAAUUCACUGAUCCAUGACAGCUCUUCUGGACAAAGUGGUUUGGAUGAUGCUACUUUCUUUUCUCAUGUAUCUCCUAUACUGAUUAUGUGAUGUGUGGUGAUUUGACUACUUAGGCAGCAAUGAGUCAACAAUCUGUGCAAAACAGGGACAUGAUGUUCCUUCAACUGAAUGUCCAGAUUUCCUUUAGCUUUUUGCUCAUGAAAUGAAAGUGUAGAUUUAUCCUUAUUUAUCAUUGAUUAGAUCUACGGUUUGCUGCUUCCUUACAAGAGCAGCAUAUGCAGGAGAUGGUAAUGUACUGGUUAGCUCUUAUGUUUUACUUUUUUUCUUUUUACUAUCAAUGAGAACUUGCAGCCACUCUCCUUCACAUUUCAUAUGUUCGCCGUUUACUAAUGAAAAGUGAAAUUUUGGUAGGUUCUGGACUCUGGGGGCCUGUAUUAGAGACGACAUUCGGCUUCUUAAUUAGAAUAUCCGGCAGCAACUGCAAUGACAAGUAUAGAUAGGCAAAGGAGAGACUACCAGAAUGGCUUUUCGUCAGCACAUGAUCCGAGAACUCUUAAUUAUUGUUUGUUCAUUCUACUUGGAAGGUUAUUUAUGUCAAAGCCUUGAUAAAUUUAAGCUUGUUUUGCAUCAUUUGAAGACAUUAUGCGAGUAGCUUAGACAUAAAGUGUAGAGGGCAUAAUGCCAGCAAGCUUGAGGAGCCCCUUAGACUACCCAUUGAAUCAUGACAGUUUCCAUGGCAAACAGCAUGCUGUGCUGAUUAUUAAAUUGAGCUGACUUUGCGUUUA